Molecule: messenger RNA, 699 nt
Organism: Impatiens glandulifera
Lineage: Eukaryota; Viridiplantae; Streptophyta; Magnoliopsida; Ericales; Balsaminaceae
Exons: 2
Coding region: 1-699 (232 amino acids)
Molecular function (GO): zinc ion binding
Source: RefSeq, a predicted model, not a curated record
AUGAUACUAGAAUUGGAGCAAACGGAUCAAGAAUCUCUUGAGUGCCAAAAGGAGGGGAGCACUUUGAAGAGCUAUGACUGUGACGAAGACAAUAAAGAAGAAGAAAAGACCAAAGAAGAUGUGGCUAGUUUUGUCACCGUCGACAUAAACCGAGAUCGUGAGGACAAUAAUGAGAUUAAAACCGAGGAAGUCAAUGUUGAUCAAGGACAAAUUGGGAAUAAUGUUGAUCAAGGACAAAUUGGGAAUAUGGAUGAUACAAAACAUGAUCAAAAGAAGUUUGUUGUUAGUCUGAAUCCAAAUUCGAAUGGUAAAUUUGUUUGCAGGAUCUGUCUUAUUGAUUCCAAAAGGGCGCAGUUAAGAGAUUUUGUAAUGCUUGGUUGCGGAUGCAAAAAGGAUCUUGGCUAUUCUCAUAGAAAAUGUGCCAAGACUUUGUUUAAUCAGAAAGACAACAGGAUUUGUAAGAUAUGUGGGAUGACGGCGAAAAACAUAAGAAUUAAUCCUCCGGAAAAGGCUGAAUAUAUGAAACUGGUUAAUUGGAGUCAUUUGAGUUUAGAAAAUAGACUUGAAUUUGCUCAUAAGCAAUAUGCCCCUAACCCGUGGACAGAGAAUUGCACUUUUUGUAAGCGCCAUGCAUGUAUCUUCAGGAUCCUAAUAAGUUUAUUUGGUAUAUUACUUCUUCAUCUUUUUCUGAAAAGAUAA